AUGUCGUAUGAAGAUUGUGAAAAAUUACUCAACAUAAUUGUACCACAAAUAUCAAAAAAGAACACCAAUUUUCGACUAGGAAUUUCAGUUAAGGAAAAGCUAUUGGUUACAUUACGCUUUUUAGCAACGGGCGAUUCUUAUUCAAGUUUAAUGUAUCUUUUCAAAAUGUCGAAACAAGUAAUUUCUUUAAUUAUUCCGGAAGUGUGCGAAGCUUUAUUAGCGGGCCUUAAAGAUUUUGUGAAGAUGCCUACAACACCAGAAGAAUGGAAAAAUGUGGCAAAUCUGUAUGAUAAAUUGUGGAAUUUUCCACAAUGUUUAGGUGCUAUAGAUGGCAAACAUGUAGUCCUACAGGCACCUAUGCAUUCCGGUAGCGAGUUCUUUAACUAUAAAGGAUCAUUUAGUAUAGUUCUAUUUGCUGUAGUAGAUGCAAAAUAUUCGUUUUUAUUCGCUGACGUUGGUUGUCAAGGGAGGAUUUCCGAUGGAGGAGUUUUUAAGAAUUCCAGUUUUGGAAAAAAAUUACAGGAAGAAACAUUAUCUUUACCUAUGAACGAAAUAUUGUCAGGCCGACAGAAAGAAGUACCAUACGUUUUUAUUGCCGAUGAUGCUUUUCCAUUAAAAAGCUAUCUAAUGAAACCAUAUCCCGGCACUCAAAUGAAGGGUUCUUUAGAACGAACAUUUAACUGUCGAUUAUCUAGAGCACGUCGGGUUGUCGAAAACGCAUUUGGCAUAAUGUCGUCGGUAUUUAGAGUUUUAAGAAAACCUAUGCUUCUAGAACCGAGAAAAGCGGAAAUAAUUGUUUUAACGUGUGUUUAUCUACACAAUUUCUUAAAAGAAAGUACCACGUCAAGAAAUACAUAUAUCACACCCGCAAGUGUUGAUUAUAUUGAAUCGAAUAAUGAUAUUGUUGAGGGAUCCUGGAGAAAAGACCAGGAAGUAGUAUUUACACCUCAGAGCUCGGCUUUAACAACUACACAGUUUUCCGGCAUGACAGAGAUGAGCAUUCCAACGACUCCACCAGAGGUGGUGGCGUCCUCAUCGCCGUACACUCCUCUAGCCCUGCAACGCUCCUCCCCGCCUCCUCACAUAUCGAACACCUCUUCAUCAAACUCAACUUUCCCCACCACCCGAUAA
Molecule: messenger RNA, 1131 nt
Organism: Osmia bicornis bicornis
Lineage: Eukaryota; Metazoa; Arthropoda; Insecta; Hymenoptera; Megachilidae
Product: protein ALP1-like
Exons: 3
Coding region: 1-1131 (376 amino acids)
Source: RefSeq, a predicted model, not a curated record